CCUCCCAAUCAUGUGAUUCAGGUGGUCCAAUCCUCUCCCAAUCUUGUGAUUCAGGUGUUCCAAUCCCCUCCAAAUCAUGUGAUACAGGUGUUCCAAUCCCCUCCCAAUCAUGUGAUUCUGGUGUUCCAAUCCCCUCCCAAUCAUGUGAUUCAGGUGUUCCAAUCCCCUCCCAGUCUUGUGAUUCAGGUGCUCCAAUCCCCUCCCAAUCAUGUGAUUCAGGUGUUCCAAUCCCCUCCCAAUCAUGUGAUUCAGGUACUCCAAUCCCCUCCUAAUCAUGUGAUUCAGGUGUUCCAAUCCCCUUCCAAUCAUGUGAUUCAGGUGUUCCAAUCCCCUCCCAAUCAUGUGAUUCAGGUGCUCCAAUCCCCUCCCAAUCAUGUGAUUCAGGUGUUCCAAUCCCCUCCCAAUCUUGUGAUUCAGGUGUUCCAAUCCCCUUCCAAUCAUGGUGAUUCAGGUGCUCCAUUCCCCUCCCAAUCA
Messenger RNA from Staurois parvus, 474 nucleotides. NCBI's taxonomy places the organism in Eukaryota, Metazoa, Chordata, Amphibia, Anura, Ranidae. The record is from the annotation of a GenBank genome assembly.